Nycticebus coucang (slow loris) is the source of this 3220-nucleotide messenger RNA. RefSeq names its product defective in cullin neddylation 1 domain containing 2 (gene DCUN1D2). Gene Ontology annotation, biological process: positive regulation of ubiquitin-protein transferase activity; protein neddylation. Lineage: Eukaryota; Metazoa; Chordata; Mammalia; Primates; Lorisidae. The record is from RefSeq and is a predicted model, not a curated record. The transcript has 7 exons. Bases 964 to 1743 code for a protein of 259 amino acids. Gene Ontology annotation, cellular component: ubiquitin ligase complex. Gene Ontology annotation, molecular function: ubiquitin-like protein binding; ubiquitin conjugating enzyme binding; cullin family protein binding.
GGUCUCUUGUUGCCUUCUGCCAGUCCGGGGUCGCAGACCCCGCAGCAGGGCGUGGUCUGGGACCUGGCGGACUUGCGGCCACUGCAGGGAGGUAGUGGACGGGCAGGUCGCGCCGAGGGCGGCAGGACCUCAGCAGCGCAGGUUCCCAUGCUAGAGGUCGCGGGCGCGCGCAGAUCCGAGGCCGAGGGACGCGCUCUCGGCCAGCGAGGGGAGCCGGGAGGCUGCGGGAGGGAUCGGGCAGGGACCGCCAUGAGUCGGAACCGAAGCCCGUCUGUAGGAAUGAGCGGUCGCAGGCUUUGACAGAACUGCUCAAAACCGGGAGUAGAGCCAGAGCGGUGGCGUCCCGGGCUGGGGCGUGGGUGCAGGUGGUGGCGCUGACCUGAGAGGGGUGAAGGAGGAAGCGCAUGCGUGGGAAGGCGACACCGCGGCGGGUGGCGGGACAAGUCGAGGUAAGACCUGGAGCUCAGGCGCAGGUCUGGAAGCCACGUCAGUUACCUUGCAGUGUGGUGGGCACCUCGGGAAUGGGCGGGCCGUCGGGCUCCGGGUCACAGGCACUGAGACGUUAUGGGUACCAGGGCGGUGGUAGGUAGGGCGCCCAGGGCGGACGAGGCGUACUCUAACACGCAACUGUUUUGUCACAGUUCUGAUAAGCGAUAGGAGGGACACAGGUUCCAGGAACCUGUUUGAUGGGGGUGACAGGUGUGGAGGUCGUGAAGGUUUAGCUAAGUUACACGCGUGAGCUGAACGCUCAAGAGUGAGUGGGAAUUAGCCAGAGACAAAGCUGAGAACAGCGUGCACAGACCCUCCGGCGGCAGGAGACGGUGUGUUUGGGCAGUAGCACCGUCGUCCGCCUGCCUAAAGCACGGAUAAGCCUUCUUGACGAGACCGACGCAGUAAGAAGCUGGUGAGGAGACUACAACCAAAUUGUGCAGUCUUCCCCAACGGAAUUUUGUCCUUGUCCUAAUGCAUAAGCUCAAAUCAUCUCAGAAGGACAAAGUCCGCCAGUUCAUGGCAUGUACUCAGACUGGUGAAAGAACCGCUAUCAACUGCUUAACACAGAAUGAGUGGAAACUAGAGGAGGCCACGGACAGCUUCUUCCAAAACCCAGACUCAUUCCACAGGGAAUCAACACGGAACGUGGUGGACAGGAAGAAGCUGGAGCAGCUGUACAGCAGAUACAAAGACUCACAAGAUGAAAACAAAAUUGGAAUUGAUGGGAUCCAACAAUUUUGUGAUGAUUUAAGCCUGGACCCUGCCAGUAUCAGUGUUUUGGUCAUAGCGUGGAAAUUCAGGGCAGAAACUCAAUGUGAAUUUAGCAAAAAGGAAUUUGUAGAUGGCAUGACAGAGCUUGGGUGCGAUAGCACAGAGAAGCUAAAGGCUCUUCUGCCAAGACUGGAACAAGAGCUUAAGGACACAGCGAAGUUUAAAGACUUUUAUCAGUUUACUUUUACCUUUGCUAAGAACCCUGGGCAAAAAGGUUUAGAUUUAGAAAUGGCUGUUGCAUACUGGAAAUUAGUACUAUCUGGAAGAUUUAAAUUCUUAGAUCUUUGGAACACAUUCCUGCUGGAACAUCACAAAAGAUCGAUUCCGAGGGACACUUGGAAUCUUCUGCUAGAUUUUGGAAACAUGAUUGCAGAUGACAUGUCUAACUACGAUGAAGAAGGAGCAUGGCCAGUUCUUAUAGACGAUUUUGUAGAAUAUGCACGGCCAGUAGUCACAGGUGGGAAACGCAGCCCUUUCUAGGCAGAAAAUUCAGAUGGAUUGAGAUUAUAAAAUGAACUUCACCCUGCAAGGAGACAAAGUGUGCAGCUGUGCUGACUGCAGAGGCCGGUCCCCCACGACCAGUCCUGGGGUGGAAUAGCCAUCGGCUCUGCUUCAGGACACAGUGGAGGUUUGUGGGCACUGUGAGCAGGUCCUCAGAAGACAGCUGCUUUGGAAUGUUUGGAGAUUUGUCAUCGUAGCUGUUGCUAGGAGAUUUCCACAUGAUUUUCGUACUUACAAAAAAGUGACAGAGCCCGUUUGCAGGAGCGCAGAACAUGCUGCUUUAGUUCAUGACUUAAGGCAAACACCAGCAGUUAGCAAAACUCCUGUCUACUCUUACCGUAACAUCACUUAAAAACAUUAUUUGCAUCCUCGGCAGAAUGUUGUAUUUUUAUACAAGUCAAAGAUGUUAAAAAUAUGCAGUAAGGAAGAUGAUCUUGCCACAGAGUCUAAUGUUUUCUAAACUUAGUGCCAGUAAUUCAAGAUUUAUAUUUUAUGAUUACCAGAUACAUUUUUGUUUUCAUUUUCUCUAGAUGUUCAUCUGAAAUUUAUUUUAUCAUUUUUGACAAACGUUGCAGUUUGCCCGGUGAUGGCAGGUACAGUGGCUCCAGCAGAGCUUUAUUUUAAACUGCAUAUAACUGUGGGCCUGUUUUACUUCCAGUAAUGUUAUUUGAACUUACUCAGAAAUUUCAUAAAGUAUUUUAAAAUAUAUUUUGUUACAUUUGAAGAGAUGUUUUUCCAUGGAAAAUAUCUCUUUCAUGAGUGAUGAAUUAUAGAUUUAAAAAUCAAAUGUGUUGGAUCCUUUCCCCUACCUGUGAUGUCAUAGUGUCCAGCGUCCAGCCUUCUGUGCAGUCGUGCACGUUUGGAAGCUAAAAUGUACAUCGUUGUUCACAAAAUCCCCACACCUUUAUCCUAUUUGUGGACCGAAGUCUGUCUUUGCACCAUGUUGGCUUCUGUCCCUGGUGUUUGCCCGGUCAGGGGAGCACACUGGUGCAGCUCAGGCAUGGAGUGCCGAAUGGGCCUGGUCAGCUGGAGUCGUGAUGUCCUCACUAUGUUGACCCUACCUCACCUUUGCCAAGACCUUCGAGUCACCAGCAUGCCUUGCUGCCCUGUCUUCAGCACCGAGCGGGAAGCAGGAAAGUUAUCCCAGACCUGCCACUUGACUGGCUUUUGGAAACCUCUCCUGACAACCCAAGGCUUGUGCACUCGGUGGGGGUGAACUGGUGCUUCUAAACAGAGACCCUCUGGGGCAGCGAGCAGGGCACAAGGACAGGCUACAGGGAUGGGCCCUGCCUGGAUGAGGGACCUGAGGACUGGUCUCGGGAUGGGCAAGUCACAUGCCUUCCUCAGGCUCUGCGUCCAAACCCGCAAGAGGGAAACGUGGCCAUCUCUACCUUUAAAAAUCUAUGAUUCUCAGAGAGCAUUUAUUUAAUAUAAUAACAACUUCAAAAAUGUUAAA